AUGAAGUUUCUCGCAUCCCUUCUUUUGCUGGCUACCUCUGCCAUCGCAGCUCCUGUCACUAUCACUACCAGGCAGUCCAAGCGCUUCCAUCUCAAGUCUACCGGUGCUACCAAUGAGAAUCACAACAACCUCUAUGUCUACGCAUACCACACGGGCGCAGGUCUCAACGAUGCCGUGCUCACCAAGGAUGCCAGCAUAGCCAGUCCUAUCUAUCUGAAUGGGACAAACGCGCUCGUCGAUUUGAAAACCGAAUUCUCGUGGGGAUUGAUCGCCACUGGCGACACCAACUAUGGCUCAUGGGAACCUAUCGUUAUCAAUGCCGGCAGUGGCGGCAGCUCAGGGUACUCCAUCAAGGGGGACAGCACCUUCCAGUGGUCGGAAAGCAGCGGCUUCGGUGGCUGGCUCGUCUGUGAUUGGUACCACAAUGCGCCCCAGCUAUUCUACUUGAACCGAUACUACACCGCCACCAUUCCCUCCAGUUGCUCCAAGGUCCAGUUGAAGAUCGAAUACAUCUAG
Penicillium digitatum Pd1 is the source of this 516-nucleotide messenger RNA. RefSeq lists its product as uncharacterized. The record is from RefSeq and is a predicted model, not a curated record. NCBI's taxonomy places the organism in Eukaryota, Fungi, Ascomycota, Eurotiomycetes, Eurotiales, Aspergillaceae.